Boleophthalmus pectinirostris (great blue-spotted mudskipper) is the source of this 467-nucleotide messenger RNA. It is a transcript of the gene rbp2b, whose product is annotated as retinol binding protein 2b, cellular. Gene Ontology annotation, molecular function: fatty acid binding. NCBI's taxonomy places the organism in Eukaryota, Metazoa, Chordata, Actinopteri, Gobiiformes, Gobiidae. Gene Ontology annotation, cellular component: cytosol; nucleus. The record is from RefSeq and is a predicted model, not a curated record. Gene Ontology annotation, biological process: fatty acid transport. Bases 60 to 467 code for a protein of 135 amino acids. The transcript is spliced from 4 exons.
AGCAAGAGGACACUGCACUCCUUCAGUGUCUAAAGUCUAUAGUGUAAUCGGCUGCAACCAUGCCUGCAGACUACAGCGGCAGAUGGGUACUGGAAACCAGCAACAAAUUUGAAGACUAUUUAAAAGCAUUAAAUAUCGACUUUGCAACUAGAAAAAUUGCAAUAUCAUUGUCUCAGACCAAAGUUGUUUCUCAAGAUGGAGAUGAUUUUGAGGUCAAAACCCUGAGCACAUUAAGGAAUUAUGAGCUGCCCUUUACAGUAGGAGUAGAGUUUGAAGAGUACACCAAAGGACUAGACAACCGAACUGUUAAGAGUUUAGUCGUAUGGGAGGGGGAUAAGCUGGUGUGCACCCAGAAAGGAGAGAAGGCAAACCGUGGCUGGAAACACUGGAUAGAGGAUGGCAAACUUUACCUAGAGCUGACAUGUGAAGAUGUAGUUUGUACCCAAGUAUUCAAGAAAAAAGAAUAA